AUGGCACAAUUUAUCCCUCGGCAAACAUUUGCUAUACCAAACUCAAUCCCAAAAACAUACUACCUCGGUCAUCAUGCUGUUGGUCAAGCUAGCAUGAUCAAGCAAAUAUCAAACAUUCAUCUCAUCCUCGAAUGCCGCGACUUUCGCCUCCCACUAUCGACACACAAUCCUCAACUCGAAAACACCCUAGCCGGCCGCGAACGCCUCAUCGUCUAUACGAAAUCCGAUCUUGCUACCAGCAGUACACAUGCUCCCAACGCUCUCCGCAAGCUCUACGGCGAUCGGCUCGUCUUCUUCGACAAAGCGAGACCCACAACGACAAAGAAUCUGCUCAAAAAGAUCAAAGAUGUUGCGCGCGCUGUUGAUUCGCUGACUGGUAUGCGCGCAAUGAUCGUGGGAAUGCCCAACGUAGGAAAGAGUACGCUACUCAAUGCGCUGCGGGCCAAUGGAAUAACUCACAAAGCCGCCAAAGCCGCCAAGACGGGAGGUCAGCCGGGUAUCACGCGCAAGAUUGGCACAAAUGUCCGGAUUAUAGAGACAGAUGCAAAAGGGGGUGUUGGUGAAGGCGUCAUGGUCUUGGAUACCCCUGGUAUAUUCCAGCCCUAUGUCGAAGAUGGAGAGACCAUGGUCAAGAUCGCACUUGCUCAGGGUAUAAAGCAGGGGCUAAUACCAGACGAGGUUUUGGUAGAUUACCUCCUCUACCGGCUCAACCUAUUCGACCCGGCCAUCUAUGAGCGAUACUGCACCCCCACCAACGAAGUAAAUGAUUUUCUAAAGGCCGUGGCUGUAAAAGAGGGCAGGAUAAAGGCCGGCGGCGUGCCCGACCUGCGCUCAGCCGCUACCAGAGUACUUUCCCAAUGGCGAAACGGGAACUUGGGCAAGUUUGUGCUCGAUGAUUUAUCGGAUAGAGCCAUCGAAGACUACCAGCUUCGGUUGAUCAAUCCUGCUCUGAGUAUGAACCAGGCAAAGAAGCAGCAGAAGCUGGCACGUGCACAAGAGAGGGCGGGUGCGUAA
Molecule: messenger RNA, 1014 nt
Organism: Fusarium sp. VM40
Lineage: Eukaryota; Fungi; Ascomycota; Sordariomycetes; Hypocreales; Nectriaceae
Source: the annotation of a GenBank genome assembly